Penicillium chermesinum is the source of this 3045-nucleotide messenger RNA. RefSeq lists its product as uncharacterized. The record is from RefSeq and is a predicted model, not a curated record. The coding region runs from base 1 to 3045 and encodes 1014 amino acids. The transcript has a single exon. Lineage: Eukaryota; Fungi; Ascomycota; Eurotiomycetes; Eurotiales; Aspergillaceae.
AUGGAGCACCCCGACAUUGUCAGCCAUGACUCUGAUGGCUCGGGCUCCUCAGAUGAAUUCCCUCAGUACCCCUUGAUCGAGAAUCAGGCCUUCGGAGAUACCUUCGGAGGACAGAUCCCAACUCCCGCGACCACGAUCACCUCGUCCCCUCCGCAAUCGUCCCUGCCUCCAUGGCCCAAUAACUCGACCACCCGGCCCCGUGGCGCUAGUGUUGGGGCUUCUUCUGUACUCGACAAGUCCGAUGGUCUUGCGAUGGCGGCUGAUCCACGUCUACAACGCCCAUCCGGCCCGGCAAGAACGCCAUCCAACACAUACGCGCCGCAACGGCGGCCACCGCAAUAUAUCAGUCUCCAGAACGACCGUCAACGAUCAUCCUCCACUAAGCGCGGGCCACGAAGAGAUCCGAACGCCCAGUAUCGAGCACAGGAAAAAGCCUAUGUGCAACGGAUACGUGCCAACCCUCAAGCCUGGCACCAUCACUUCAAUGACGCGCAAUCAAACAGCAUGCUUGUCGCUGACGCUGAUCUCGAGGACCCGUCCCCAUCCUCUGAGGCGCCGUUUGAUGACGACGCUUACGACCCGGAUACGCAGCUGUUCCUCCCUGAUGAUAAUCUUCCUACCACAGAGGAACUCCGCCACCCGAAAAAUCAAGAACGAUUAGAAUGGCAUUCGAUGCUGGCAUCUGUCUUGAAAGGUGACGUUAUCAAACAGGAGAAGAUCCGGUUGCUAGGCUCUUCAGAAGGAAAGCGAACAGCCGAUUUGAGCCAGGCACUUUGGGCGGGCGUGAGAGCCAGGACGUGUGGACGAAGUCUCGCUCUUCAGUGGAAGCUCAUCGAAGAUGGCCGCCGUCAGCUGGGUCCUAUGAUCGAAAGCAUCAUCAACUUCCAGAUCAAAGGCGAAACAGAAAUCGGCAAGCCGCCUGGGCAACAGGUAGAAGAUAUCGUGGCCACUAUUGAGCGCUGCGAGUCCCUUUACUCCAGUUAUAGGGAGCUGGAGUCUGCCAAUCCGCGUGCAGCGUCAGAGGAGUUCCGUUCGAGUUGUGAGGCGAUAUUCGCGUGGCACAAUAUUACCGCUCUUAUUAGUACUGAGCUAGCUGUGCUCCAGAACUGGGUCGGUAACGAGGCUCUGGAUUUUAGCCAGCCCAGAGAAAACUCCGACCGGAGUGAUUUAUCUGAUGAUACAUCAUUCCUGGAUCGGAUCAUGAAAGAGGACGGCUUGAAGACUCUACAAAGUGAAGUCGGCGAUGACCGUGGAGGUAGCAUGCUUAUAGGUAUUGGUGAGGUGAUCCGUAAGGCGAAAAGCACCCUCAUCGAAAACUCCGAGGCUUUUGCUACCAGGCACCUGCCGCCAUACAUCGAGGAGCUUCUGAUUCUGAUCAACUUCCCAUCGCGUCUGAUCCAAGAGAUUAUCCGAGUUCGUCUGUCCUACGCUAAGAACAUGAAGGAUCCCGCGCAACAGUCUUCUAUCCUGUUGGAUCAGAUGAUCACCCAGUUUCAAAUUCUGAUGCGAGUUGCUGUCGAGAUCAAACAACGCUAUCUCGUUAUUUCGAUGCCCGAGCCUGGCUGGGAUCUACCGCCUUGCGUUGACGAGAACUUCGAUUCCGUCGUUUUGGAUGCGAUGAAGUACUACUUCAGACUUUUAAACUGGAAACUGAAUGCCAACAAGAAUACAUUCAAAGAGGCUGAGAUCCUGGAGCAGGAAUGGGAAUAUUCCUAUGAGAUCGGCAGACAGCUUGAAAGCGGUGAUAUUGAGGUGGCGGAGCAGUUCAGUGCUUUGACUGCCAAAUCUUUGCAACGACUCACGAUCCAUUUCGAACGCGAACUAGUUCCAAGAGCCAAUGAGACGGUCGCCGAUAUGGACAAACGAUACAAGAGCAUAUUGGACUCAACGCGAAUUCGCCAACGGAAGCUUUAUCGAUUCUCGAGAUUCUUAUGCCAGUUGUUUGAAAACGCCACCGAGUACAACUUUACUACUGACAUCGCAUACGAGUUCUUUGAGGCCCUUCUGAUCUCAGACCACUUCCUCGUCACGUCGCCCAACUCGAUUGGACAAAAGGGCGUCUACUUGAUUGCCCACCCCUCCCUUUGGAACCGCCCUACCGAUAUACAAGCCAUCUUGGCAACCUCCUUCCGAGAAGACGAUGUCGACCAAGAGAACCCUCUCAUUCCAUAUGUUCUCGUCAUUCGUCCCGAGAAGCCUCUCGCCUGGGCCGGAAAGGAGAUGCAGGUGAAAAUAAUUGAACAGCCCACUGACAUCCGACUUGGGAAAUUACGGCUCGUGGUUGAAGGCAUGCAGGACCGUCUACAGAAUGCACGUGCUGAGCUGGCCCAUCUUACCGGCAUCCAACUCGACAUGGCGAUUGAGCAGCGUGCCAAUCUUGGCCGGGUCAAUGUCGAGUUGAACAAGAUCAAGAAGAUCUCUUUCAAACUGUCUAUGGCAAUCAUGGAUAGUGUGGCUGUCAUUAAAAACCAGUUGCGUGAGACGACAUGGGAGAACAAUGACCUCGUCCAAGCUUGUUAUGCAUUUGCCACUGAAUUCGGUAAACGGUCCUCCAACUAUGUCGAUGCGAACAGGCGUUCUAUGAACAGCGCUCGCUUGGUCGAACUUGCACUUGAUUGGGUCUCUUUCAUCUGUGAUGAUUGUGAUGCUGCUGAUAGGAAGACCUUCAAAUGGGCGGUCGCUGCGCUUGAGUUUGCAAUGGCCAUUACAUCUAGCCGGCAUCUGCUUUCGCUGGAUGCAGAGCAAUUCAGUCAGUUGAGACUGAAGGUUGCAGGUUGCAUGUCGCUUCUCAUCUCUCAUUUCGAUAUUAUGGGUGCUCGUUCUUCGCUCGCAGCCCAGGCAGAGAAACAACGCAUGGAAGAGAGGGCAGGUGCCCGAAAGCUUGGUUCCGGUCGUGUUCUAAGCGACGAAGAGGCCUCUAGGCUCGUUCGCGAGACUCGGCACGCUAAGGUGAUGGAGAUUGAAGAGGCACGAGUGGAAGAAGAUGGCAAGCGACGGGCCCUAGCCGAGUUUUGGAAGGAUCGAAUGAAGCGGAUCGGUCCUUGA